GUCGACCGGCGCUGAGUGCUCAGUGGAUCUCAGUCGCUGCUGUUCAACGGUGUCUCCAGGGAGCGCUUCUUCAGUCAUGGCCCGCAUCGCUCUCUUCGUCCUACCGCUGUUGGCGGCUCUGUGCCUCGCUGAACCCUCCGUCUACCUCCAAGAGGAAUUCGGGGAUGGAGAUGCCUGGAAAGAACGCUGGAUACAGUCUAAGCACAGUUCAGACUAUGGCGAGUUUAAGCUUAGUGCGGGCAAGUUUUACGGAGACGCAGAGAAAGACAAAGGUCUCCAGACCAGCCAAGAUGCCAAAUUCUAUGCCCACUCUACUGGAUUCCCUGCUUUCUCCAGCAAAGACAAGACUCUUGUAGUUCAGUUCUCAGUGAAGCACGAGCAGAACAUUGACUGUGGCGGUGGAUACGUGAAGCUUUUCCCAAGCACUCUAGAGCAGACUGACAUGCAUGGAGAGUCCGAAUACAACAUCAUGUUUGGUCCUGACAUUUGUGGGCCACCCACCAAGAAAGUUCAUGUCAUCUUCCACUACAAGGGAAAGAACUUGCAGAUCAACAAAGAUAUCCGAUGCAAAGACGAUGUUUACAGUCAUCUCUACACUUUGAUUGUACGCCCCGAUAACACUUAUGAGGUGAAAAUUGAUAACAGCAAGGUUGAAUCUGGCAACCUGGAGGACGACUGGGACUUCCUUCCUGCCAAGAAAAUCAAGGACCCUGAGGCCAAGAAGCCUGAUGACUGGGAUGAGCGUCCCAAAAUUGAUGAUCCUGAGGACAAGAAACCAGAGGACUGGGAAAAGCCAGAACAUAUCCCAGACCCAGAUGCAGUGAAACCAGAAGAUUGGGAUGAGGAGAUGGAUGGAGAGUGGGAGCCACCAGUCAUCACAAAUCCAGAGUACAAGGGAGAGUGGAAACCACGCCAGGUUGACAACCCUGACUACAAAGGAAAGUGGGUGCACCCAGAGAUCGACAACCCAGAAUAUAUCCCAGAUCCUACUCUGUACUCCUAUGAAGACUUUGGAGCUUUGGGCCUUGAUCUGUGGCAGGUGAAAUCUGGCACCAUCUUUGACAACUUCUUGAUUACAGACGAUGAGAAGUUUGCAGAGGAACAGGCUGCUAAUACAUGGGGAGUCACAAAGGAAGGAGAGAAAAAGAUGAAGGAACAGCAGGAUGAGGAGGAGCGCAAGAAACAGGAGGAGGAAGAGAAAAAGAGGAAAGAGCAAGAGCCUUCUGAAGAGCCUGCUGAGGGGGAUGAUGACGAAGAUGAUGAUGAGGAUGACGACGAAGAUAAAGAGAAGGAAGAAGAGGAUGAGGAGGAAAGCGAAGCACCUCAAAAAGAUGAGCUUUAAAGAUGGCGUCUCUCUUGAUCAGCGCUCUCCCCUUCCCUGGGCGUUCAUGUCUUGGAUAGGAGAGGGGAAAUGGGAUCGUUCUGUCUCUAUGAGACUCAAAAUUUAUAUAUAUUUUUUACAGUUUUUGUUUUAACCCUGUAAUGGAAGAUGAUCUGUCAAUCUUCCCUUAUCCCUUUUACCCAUAUCCUCUCUCCUUAUCCCCUCUUCAGUCUUGUCACCAAGUCUCCUGCCCUUUGGCCCUGGCUCCCAUUGCAGUAAAAAUCUGCGCCACCUCUGAAGUACGCUCCCCGGCCUUUCCCUGUGUGGAAGUGGCCAACCAGGAUAAUUUAAAUUGUGACCCUGCGCCCCCCUCCUUCAAAACCACUUCUGAUGACCUCCUCCCCCCAUCCGAAGGGCUUGUGAGGUGCAUUAGCCAUUGUUGCAAAACACCUGGUCAAAUAUUGCCAAACCCAGUCACAUUCAAUCAGCCCCCAUUCACAUUGCAGUAUCAAAUUAUGUCAGUGUUCUGUACAAUUUGGUUGUAGUUUUUAGGGAACUAAAGCUUUAAUUUAAAGCCACCUCUGAUCUUGAUGGCCAUGAGGCUGCAGCCAGUGACAAACCUCUGGGUGGCCAGAUUUUAGUGCAGUCUACCAACUGAGAACGUUUGGGUGUCAGUGAGUGGACAAAAAUAACUAAGCUCAUAAAAUUGGCUUAUUUCAGAGGUCGGUUUCAGCCUGCACUUGGCUGGCUCCCAUUUAAAGACGUCUGCCCUCAAGUGGUAAAGGGGACCGGUGGGAACAGCGAUUUGGCCCAGCUGAGACUCCUGUUUAGUCCCAGGAGCUUCCAUUGCCUAAAUCCAAGGGAUGCCGGUUCGUGGGGCUGAAUGUUGGCCCUCGGCUGUGAUUAACAGCUAUCCCGACCAGUUCUCUUUAAAUGAACUUGCCAACACAUGCCCCUCAUUGUGCCCUGUGAUGUGGUGAAGUGGGCCUUACUAGCCUUCAGUCCACCCUGCUUCAAGCUCUGAUUCUAAUUUAUAUUGAUGCAGGGAUCAUCGCCAGAAUGUAUGUAUGGGUUAAGUUUUGGAAUGUACAGAUGUCUGUAAAAUUUCUAAUUAAAGGAAAAACCUUUUGUGUCCAAAAA
Molecule: messenger RNA, 2461 nt
Organism: Rana temporaria (common frog)
Lineage: Eukaryota; Metazoa; Chordata; Amphibia; Anura; Ranidae
Gene: CALR
Product: calreticulin
Exons: 9
Coding region: 77-1342 (421 amino acids)
Biological process (GO): protein folding
Cellular component (GO): endoplasmic reticulum membrane; endoplasmic reticulum
Molecular function (GO): calcium ion binding
Source: RefSeq, a predicted model, not a curated record